This is a messenger RNA of Nelumbo nucifera (sacred lotus), 2399 nucleotides long. RefSeq names its product Cation efflux family protein. The record is from RefSeq and is a predicted model, not a curated record. Gene Ontology annotation, cellular component: membrane. NCBI's taxonomy places the organism in Eukaryota, Viridiplantae, Streptophyta, Magnoliopsida, Proteales, Nelumbonaceae. Gene Ontology annotation, molecular function: monoatomic cation transmembrane transporter activity. Gene Ontology annotation, biological process: transmembrane transport; monoatomic cation transport.
CGUAAAAUUACAACACAGGAUCGUUUAGUCGAAUCUAUUCUUCUCUGAUCUCUAUUGACCAUUGUUGUAAAGUAUAAAGUUGGACAAGCACAGCCACUCGUAUGAAGCUAAAGCGAAGGAUUCUGUGAGUAGGAAAUCUGGUGGUCAGCAGAUUCGAACUCAAAGGAGGAUGUUUUCACUGCGUUCGCUCGAGUAGCAGUCACUCGAGUUCCGGUAUCUCUCCCAACUCCCAACACCCAAGAGAAGAAGCCUUCCCUCCACCCUAUAAAUGCCUUUCGACUAAAUUUCCCCUAUUAUUUCCUCCAUUUUCCCCAAUUCAACUCCAGAAACUCAGAAGUAGAAAAAUCUAACUCCAGAAUGGGGUUCAGGUUCUCUAAUUUAGGUCCCAUGUACAAGGCCUACUGCAUCUCUAUAAUAUCUUCUUCCACAAACAUAAGGAACCGCUCUAAUUCUCUCAUUCUCCCAAUCAAUUCUUUUUUACAAGAUUCAUUGAUCUUCUCAGACAACCCCCAUUACAAGAUUCCUAGGAGAUGGCACGUUGGCCAUUCUCAUCACCAACAUCACUCGAGCAAGGAAGGCGAGAACAUUUUUAGGUUGGGUCUCGCUGCUGAUGUGGCUCUUGCCACCGGAAAAUGUUUUACCGGUUACUUGUCCGGCAGCACUGCCAUCAUUGCUGACGCUGCACAUUCUGUGUCGGACGUCGUCCUCAGCAGUGUUGCUCUAUUGUCAUUUAAGGUUGCAAGGGCUCCAAAGGACACAGAACAUCCAUAUGGGCACGGUAAAUUUGAGACUCUUGGAGCUCUUGGAAUUUCUUGUAUGCUUUUGGCAACAGCAGGAGGUAUUGCAUGGCAUGCUUUAGAUAUUUUGCAGGGAUUGUUGUUGACUCCAGAAGUAGUCAGUCAUUCAUCAGGUCAUGGUCAUGGACAUGGUGGACAUCACCAUGGAAUCGACAUGGAUCAUCCUAUCUUGGCUCUAAACAUGACUAUUAUAUCUGUCUCUGUUAAAGAAGGACUUUACUGGAUUACAAAAAGAGCUGGAGAAAAGGAAGGAAGUGGACUAAUGAAAGCAAAUGCAUGGCAUCAUCGUGUAGAUGCUUUUUCAUCAUUAGUUGCUCUUAUUGGUGUUGGAGGUUCUGUUCUUGGAGUAAAAUUUUUAGAUCCGCUUGCAGGACUUGUUCUUUCAGGCAUGAUUCUAAAGGCUGGAGUUGAAACAGGUUAUCAGAGUGUUAUGGAACUGGUGGAUUCUGCAGUUCCAAUGCAAGUUUUAGAUCCUAUUAAACAAACUAUAGUCCAAGUUGAAGGGGUCAAAGGAUGCCAUCGCUUAAGGGGAAGGAAGGCUGGCUCAUCUAUGCAUCUUGAUGUGCACAUAGAGGUUGAUCCUUUUUUAAAUGUUCGUGCUGCUCAUGAUAUUGGUGAAAAUGUUCGUCGUCAAAUCCAGAAGUCCCAUACUGAAGUUGUUGAGGUCUUUAUACACAUAGACCCUAUAUCACAAGUUUCUCCCAGUAUAACUGACCACGGGGUGGAUGUGAAGGGAAUAGACUACCAGAAUCUGAAUGUUUGUUUAGAGAAUUAUGAUGUCAAAGCUAUUGUUUAUGAUGUUCUCUCAUCAAAAUUCUCAGAGAUGGUAGCUGAACACAUUACAUACCACACGUUGCAAGGCGAGAAUGUACUCCAAGUUGAGGUCUCAAUGCCCGUUGACUUGCUAAUCCGAGAUGCAGCAGAGGUGGCGAAAGAAGCACAAAAGGAGAUUCUGAAGGCAGCUCCUAAUGUUAACCAAGUGAGCAUCCAACUAAGGUUGGGGCGUCCAACCCCAGAACACUGUGAAUCGCGAGGUGACACUCAGUUGUAACCAAAGCCUUUUGCAUUCUUUUUAGGUAAAACUAGUUUUUCCCUGGUGGGAAUUUGAACAUAUAAUUUAUAUUUUAAAUUCAUAUAUAUAUAUAUAUAUAUAUAUUACUUGAGGAGUUAGGGAAUGUUCCAAAUAAAUGAAAGCACUGGUGUCUAAUAAAAGAGGAGUACUAGGAAGCACAAGGUCGAUCGUUCUAGUUUUUCCCUGUGCACCAGAACAGAGACCUCACUUCCCCACUUGGGAGAUGUUAGGCAGGCACCUCACCUCUCCAAAGUGUAAUAAUGAGGUUGCGAACCUUGGCUUGGGAUGCUAACAGGUUAGGUUUGCCUUAGUCAAUGGGAUUACCAAAUCCAACCCGACCAUACAGGUUUCUAAUCAAGAUACUGACCCAAUCCUACCUGUGAAGACUGAAGAAUACCCUUAUUCCUACUUAGGGUGGGUCAUAUUUAUAGAUUUUUUCAAUUUAACUGUAUCACCUGUUAUGCAAGUUAUAUAAAUAUUUCAUUGUACAAAUUUGCCAUUGUUGUGGAUUCAUAGAAGUUAUAAACAUA